GCCGCCAUCUUUACCAACAGUGUUUAUUCGGCGAGCUGGGCGUGACCGCUUGUGCGAAAAGCCUGUCACACUUGGCAUGGGACAUGAACACUGCAACCACGAGGGUCCUGUUACUGCCUGAUUGGUUGUCAUUUUACUCUGUGCCUUGCACCUGUCUCUGUACAUUUAGCUGUUCGAACAGUACCAGUGGGGUGUGGGCACCAUACAGUGGAUCUGAAUUUGAAAGUGAGACUUGAUCGGAUGGAGAGUGAGGCACUCGAGAGAAAGUCUGCUCAACCCUCGUCUGUUCAAGACCUUCCGAUCUCCGAGAAACCGACUAAAGAGUCCAAUGGGGAAACCAAGAAAGUGCCCAAAAGUACAGCUGUGAAGAAAAAGGUGGAGCCCAAAAGCAUGGGUCCGUCGAGAGAUGAUGACGCCCCUCCGUGGAAUGGAAUCACUCUUAACAAAUGUCUCGCUGUUGCCGCUGCCCUUGCCCUUCUGAGUGUAGGAUUCCAGGUCCUGCAAGGUGGGAGUAAACAAUUGGUUCUGCACCUUCAGUAUAAGAUUCUGCAGUGUAUUUCUCGGUGUUGUAAUGUCACAUCUGUUCGACUCCAGUCGAGGGCUCCUCUAACACUGAAGGUACCAGAUACAGAAAGACCCAGUGAAUGUAGGCCUAUCAUUGCUCUGAUGCCUGCAGAGACACCACAAACAAAUGCUGUAGACACAGAUGAUGAUUUACCUGACUUUGAAGCUGGACCCUUGACUUUAAAUGACACUACGGACCAGCUGCCGGAGCCUUGGUUUUUUGAAGGUUGGUUUGGUUCAACAAAAACAGAAAAGACGGAUUUGUCUGAAUUACAUGAAAUACCAGAAGACGUUGAAGAGCCUGAAGAAGAAAUCGAAGAAACUCUAGAAGAAGAAGUUGAAGAGGAAGCUGAAGAACCUGUAGAAGAAAUCGAAGAACUUGAGGAAGCUGAAGAACCUGCAGAAGAAGUCGAAGAAGAACCUGAAGAAAUUUUAGAAGAAGAAGAUGAAGAGGAAACUGAAGAACCUGAAGAAGAAGUCAUGGAAGAAACUGAAGAAAUUGUUGCAAUAAAAGAUUCACAAGAAGUAAGCCAGCACCAGCAAAGUGACAAAUGGGGACUUAAGGCCAAACACAAGUACAUGCAAACAAAGGCAUCAAAAAUCCGCAGGGUUUCUGAUGAAGGGCCUCAAAAGAGAGGGAUCUUCCCUUUUGGAAGAAAUACCAAAGAGUCAACCAAAAUCCCACGAGAGUUCAAGGAAAAACCUUACAAAGAAAAGGAUCACAGGCAAAAGGACAAAGAAAGGAGACACGAACAUACACAGAAAAAGGAAGGGGGGAAGUCAUACAAGAAAGGAAGAGAGGAGGAAAAUAAAUAUUUCAAAGGGAGACAUGACGAGAAGGAAGGCAAGAGGUUUCACGAGCACAAGAAAUUGCAUAGUGACAGACAUCAUGGCUAAAAGACUUUGUACAUUUGAAUGGCACUAUAUAAGUAGCAUUACCUAAAGAGUACAGAUAGACUACAAUGCUUGACUACCGCUUACUUAGAAUAUCAUAGUACACAAUCUCUUGUGGUGCCAUGUGCCUUAAAGGUGGAAUCUGAAAUAAAAACAAAAUACCUGCUUACCAAAGUUUAUUAAUAAUCUUAGCAAAAGCUUACUGUACCUAAUUUCUUCCUCAUUUUUCCUUUAAAGGAUUUUUCUUCAUAGCUUAA
Pelobates fuscus (common spadefoot toad) is the source of this 1715-nucleotide messenger RNA. RefSeq names its product junctional sarcoplasmic reticulum protein 1 (gene JSRP1). NCBI's taxonomy places the organism in Eukaryota, Metazoa, Chordata, Amphibia, Anura, Pelobatidae. Bases 241 to 1461 code for a protein of 406 amino acids. The record is from RefSeq and is a predicted model, not a curated record. The transcript is spliced from 7 exons.